AAAAGGGACCGUGAAGCGUCUAAAUAAGACCUUCGAGGGGGUGGUGAGUGAGGAUGAGGAGGGGUGGGAACAAGGUUGUUAUCAAGAGAGACCAAGGCCUCAGACGGGCAUGUCCUUAUCGCUACUUUUUUCUCUUCUUUUUCUUCGGAUGCCACUGGGGGGAAAAUUUCAAGCGGAGAAUAUCGGACAAUCCCGAAAUAGUCACCAUGUGGGGCGGUGGGGGGGUACAUGGAGGAGCAGCAAGUCACGCCCUGAUGUUACAGUGUCAAAGUCUCUCGGAGGUGAGCAGUGCCUUGGAAUGCAAUGGCCUGUGGUCAAGAUCUCACAAGCGCAUGCAUGCAGACCCGCAUAGUCCCUCUCAGUGAGCCGACGCACUGACUGAAGAUCACUAGUCGC
Kockovaella imperatae is the source of this 396-nucleotide messenger RNA. RefSeq lists its product as hypothetical. The transcript has a single exon. The record is from RefSeq and is a predicted model, not a curated record. Bases 110 to 352 code for a protein of 80 amino acids. Lineage: Eukaryota; Fungi; Basidiomycota; Tremellomycetes; Tremellales; Cuniculitremaceae.